ACGCGCGCCGUGGGUGUAUUGCCGGAGCCGCUGUGUGUCUGUGUCUGUGUAUCAGGGGCAGAGGGAGAGCGGCUGCGAUGGGUCUGGUCGAGGUGGCAGCUCUGAUCCUGCUGCACGGAGCCGCUGUGGUCUGGGCACUGCCGGCUUGCACUAAGGCCGACUACCACUACGAGUACACGGAGUGUGACAGCAGAGGCUCCCGCUGGAGGGUGGCCAUCCCCACGACUCCGGACAGGUGUAGCGGGCUGCCCGAACCCAUCAUUGGCAGGGAAUGCUCUUUCUCCUGUGGAUCUGGGGAGUUCCUGGACCUGCUGAACCAGACGUGCAGCAAAUGUGCGGCAGGGACCUACUCGCUGGGCAGCGGGGUCAGGUUCACGGAGUGGGACAACUUCCCGCCAGGCUUCUCCACCGUGGCAACAUAUGUGGAGGAUAUGGAUAACACGGCUGCAGCCAAUGGAAUCUACUGCAACUCGUCCAGCUGGGCACCGCAAGGGACGUACAUAGCCUCCAACAGGGAUGACUGCACUGUCUCCCUCAUCUACUCCGUCCAUUUGAAGAAGCCAGGAAGUGUCUCCUUUGAGUACCAGUAUGUGGACAACAGCAUCUUCUUUGAGUUUUUUGUUCAGAAUGAUCAGUGUCAAGAUACGGAAUCGACCGAGCAGAAAUGGAUGCGCUUGACGGAAAGGGAUGAGUGGAAGAGGCAUUCGGUGAGUCUUGUACACAGUGUCCCCCGUGACAAUAGUCCAGGGUGUUUCAUUGUCAAAUAUACCGGCAACAGAACAAUGGGACACCCACCUUCAUAAGAUCAU
This is a messenger RNA of Amblyraja radiata (thorny skate), 809 nucleotides long. RefSeq names its product endosome-lysosome associated apoptosis and autophagy regulator family member 2b (gene elapor2b). The transcript is spliced from 5 exons. Bases 78 to 803 code for a protein of 241 amino acids. Gene Ontology annotation, cellular component: membrane. Gene Ontology annotation, biological process: positive regulation of BMP signaling pathway. The record is from RefSeq and is a predicted model, not a curated record. NCBI's taxonomy places the organism in Eukaryota, Metazoa, Chordata, Chondrichthyes, Rajiformes, Rajidae.